Molecule: messenger RNA, 1380 nt
Organism: Pteronotus mesoamericanus
Lineage: Eukaryota; Metazoa; Chordata; Mammalia; Chiroptera; Mormoopidae
Product: zinc finger protein 564-like
Exons: 4
Coding region: 122-1114 (330 amino acids)
Biological process (GO): regulation of DNA-templated transcription
Source: RefSeq, a predicted model, not a curated record
UUCAACGGCUCUGGGUAGUUCGGUUGCCGAGGUUUUUGGUGACUUGGCAGCCUGUGUCUUCUGUCAUCUGCCCUGGGCCUGAGUUCUCCCCAGGAUUGAGGGAGACCCAGGAAACCUAGAAAUGGACUCCCUGGCCUUUGAGGAUGUGGCUGUGAACUUCAGUCUGGAGGAGUGGGCCUUACUGGAUCCUUCACAGAAAAAGCUCUACAGAGAUGUGAUGACUGAAACCUUCAGGAACCUGGCCUCUGUAGGAAAAAGAUGGGAAGAACAUGACAUUAAAGAUCAGUACAAAAAACAGAGGAGAAAAUUAAGAAGUCCAAUAGUAGUGAGAAUUGGUGAAAAUAAGGAGGUUAAUCCACAUGGAGAAAAGUUCAGCCUUAUUUCAAAUCACAAUCUGAAGAAAAAAACCAGAGUGAAGCAAAAUCAAUGCAGAACACGUGGAGAAGUUUUUGUGUCUCGUUCAUCCCUUAGUAGGCACAACAGAUGUCACACUGGACACAAAGCAUAUGAAUUUCAAAAAAAUGGAGAGAAGCCUUAUAAGUGUAAAGAAUGUGGGAAAGCCUUUAGUCAUCUACUCUGGUUGGAAAAACAUAAGGGAACCCACAAUGGAGAGAACCCCUAUGAAUGUCAAAUAUGUGGUAAAGCCUUCAGGUCUUCCAGAAAUGUUAAAGUACAUGAAAGAACUCACACUGGAGAGAAACCCUAUGAAUGUAGAAUAUGUAGUACAGCAUUUAGGUAUCUCAGUGAUCUUCGAAGACAUGAAAGAACUCACUCUGGAGAGAAACUCUAUAAAUGUAAAAUAUGUGGUAAAGCCCACAGAGACCACUGGUCUUUUAAAAUACAUGAGAGAGUUCAUACUGGAGAGAAACCCUAUGAAUGUAAGAAAUGUGGUAAAGCCUACAUAUCUUUUAGGUCCUUAAAGAGACACAAAUCAACUCAUACUAUGGAGAAACCCUAUGAAUGUAAAAUAUGUAAUACACCAUUUAGGUAUCUCAGUGAUCUUCAAAGACAUGAAAGAACUCACACUGGAGAGAAACCCUAUGAAUGUAAAAUAUGUAGUACAGCAUUUAGGUAUAUCAGUGAUCUUCGAAAACAUGAAAGAACUCACACUUGAGAGAAACUAUAUAUAUGUAAAAUAUGUGGGUAAAGCCCACAGAGGGAAAAAACCUCACACUACAGAGAAACCCCAUGAAUGUAAAGUAUGUGUUACAACAGGAAGGGACAUAGCUUGCACUCCAGCAGGAAGGUGUUUGUAUUACCCAAACAGAAGUGAGGUUUCUCCUAGCCCAGCAACAGGACCGCUUGGAAAAAUCACUGCCGCCCUGAACUCUCACUUUCAUUCAAAGCACUUCUUCCAAACUUCCUCCUUUUUCUCUAUAA